CAAUCCGGGCGCUCAUUUCAUUACGUGGCGAACACAUAUCACAUGAUUUGAGGCGAGUCACAUGAACUGUGUUUAGUUUGAUUCGGGGCUGCUUGGGUAGUGUUUUUCAGUGAGCAGGAAGAGUGCAUUUUAUUGUCGUAUUUAUCAAAGUACUGGAUUAGACAGCUGCAGAAAAAUGAGAUUAGUAAUUCUUGAUGAGUACAAUCUGGCCAGCGAAUGGGCAGCAAAAUAUAUACGCAAUCGCAUUGUCCAGUUUAUGCCUGGUCCAGACAACUUCUUUACAUUAGGACUACCCACUGGAAGCACACCUUUGGGUUGUUACAAAAAGUUAAUUGAAUACCAUACAAGUGGGGACCUCUGCUUUAAAUAUGUAAAGACCUUUAACAUGGAUGAAUACGUAGGGUUACCAAGAGAUCACCCUGAAAGCUACCACUCUUACAUGUGGAACAAUUUCUUCAAGCACAUUGACAUUGACCCUGCCAAUGUCCAUAUUCUUGAUGGCAAUGCACCUGACUUGCAAAAAGAAUGUGAAGCGUUUGAACAAAAAAUUGCCGAAGCUGGGGGAAUUGACCUUUUUGUUGGAGGUAUUGGUCCUGAUGGACACAUUGCUUUUAAUGAACCAGGCUCCAGUCUGGUAUCCAGGACAAGAGUUAAAACUUUAGCAAAGGACACCAUUGUGGCUAAUGCUAGAUUCUUUGGUAAUGACAUGUCAAAAGUUCCAACAAUGACUUUAACAGUCGGAGUGGGAACAGUGAUGGAUGCUAGAGAGGUGAUGAUUCUCAUCACAGGAGCCCACAAAGCCUUUGCUUUGUACAAGGCGAUUGAGGAAGGAGUCAAUCACAUGUGGACAGUUUCAGCAUUCCAGCAGCAUCCUCGUACGAUCUUUGUCUGCGAUGAAGAUGCCACGUUAGAAUUGAGGGUUAAGACAGUGAAGUACUUUAAAGGUUUGAUGCAUGUACACAAUAAACUUGUGGACCCACUACACAGUAUGAAGGACUACACAAACUGAAGAAUGUUGAACCUGACGGGGAGGAAAAUUUAAAAUCUGAGAAACUUAACUCUUAAAGAGCAAGUCGUGUGGUUCUGAAAAAAUAUAGCUUUUACGUCCCCAUGUGUUGCUACAAGUAUUUCAAUAACGUACUGAUCAUUUUUCUUCUCAUUGUUAACAUCCUGGCAACUUUUUACACUUGCAACUUUAAAGUCUGUUUCAAAGUUAUUUUCAAAAUAGCCAUUCUAGUGCACUGGGGUUUGAGUUCUGUCCUCCUAAAAUCACUGCAGGAUUUAAAAACAAAACAAACAAAAAAAAACCAUAACAAGUGCUCUGGCUUUUCUGUUUUGUACCACAGCAUGGAUCGUUAUUGCAGUGUUACCCUUUUGACCAUGUGGGCAAUAAUCCUUACAAUAUCUGUGCACUAGGUGGCCAUUUUGAAAAGAGAUUUGAAACAGACAUUAGUUAAUGUGUAAAAAGUUGUCGGGUUGUUAACAAUGAAAAGAAAAAUGAAACGUUUUUUAAACAGUUGAAGCAACACACUGGGACGUGUAAUGCUAUAUUUUUCAGAACCCUGCUGCUUAUUCCAAGUACUAUGCAGAGAUGUCAGGUGUACAGGUCUAGUACUGUAUCCAGUAUUAAACACUCCUUUUAAUAUAAAACACUCCUAAAGUGUAUUUUUUUGUUAGAUUACAGCAUGAGUUGAAAGUGCAAACAGUGAACCUUGUCUUUCAUUUUCUGUUUUGUAGAAGCUGUUACUUCUGUGCAAUUAAGUUUAUUUUUAAAACACAAAACCAGCUACCAUUAGUUUUCAAUGACUUAUUUUAAUAUAGGCCACAAUUAAGAGCAUGUGUCUGUAUAGAACUGGUAGCAUGAACUCUUUUGCACUUUCAAUAAAGAUAAUUUGAAAAAUAAACUGUUACACCGUUAGCAGACUGUUACUGUAUUCAACUACACAAACCGGGAGUGUACUGUUUCUUACUCUCAAGCACGUGCGAUCUUUAAGAAUUAUUAUUUUAUACAGUAUGCAUGCAUUAAACAUUAUUUACAACUUAUGCGUUUAGGGUUUAAAUAUAUGUAUUCAUUGCAGACCUUUAUUUGUUUGCUGACAAUGGAACUGUACUGUAAUAAUGCAUUACACACAUUUGUUAAAAACUUUUUGAUCUCAUUCACAUGAAAAUAUCUAGCUAAUUAUUAUUGUUCUGUAUCUUAGUCAUAUGUCAUCUAUGUUACUAAAUGUGGUGCCAAAAUGAUGCCUUUUGUUUAAAUACAUCAAAUACAAGUUUCUGGUGCAUGUUGGUACCUGUACAUGUAUCUCCUUAUACUUUAUUAAAAAGAGUAGUUAACAGAAAUAAA
Messenger RNA from Acipenser ruthenus (sterlet), 2344 nucleotides. It is a transcript of the gene gnpda2, whose product is annotated as glucosamine-6-phosphate deaminase 2. The record is from RefSeq and is a predicted model, not a curated record. NCBI's taxonomy places the organism in Eukaryota, Metazoa, Chordata, Actinopteri, Acipenseriformes, Acipenseridae. Gene Ontology annotation, molecular function: glucosamine-6-phosphate deaminase activity; identical protein binding. Bases 176 to 1009 code for a protein of 277 amino acids. The transcript is spliced from 7 exons. Gene Ontology annotation, biological process: N-acetylneuraminate catabolic process; carbohydrate metabolic process; D-glucosamine catabolic process. Gene Ontology annotation, cellular component: cytoplasm.